Molecule: messenger RNA, 451 nt
Organism: Salvelinus namaycush (lake trout)
Lineage: Eukaryota; Metazoa; Chordata; Actinopteri; Salmoniformes; Salmonidae
Product: growth arrest-specific protein 2-like
Exons: 2
Coding region: 77-301 (74 amino acids)
Biological process (GO): actin crosslink formation
Cellular component (GO): actin filament
Molecular function (GO): cytoskeletal adaptor activity; actin filament binding; microtubule binding
Source: RefSeq, a predicted model, not a curated record
GCAUAUCUUUGAGGACCCUCCCUGCAAGUGUCCCAAUAAGUUCUGUGUGGAGAGACAGGCUCGCGUCGGAGAGAAGAUGCUCUUCAUCCGGAUGCUACACAACAAGCAUGUGAUGGUGCGUGUGGGAGGAGGCUGGGAGACCUUUGAGAGCUACCUGUUGAAACACGACCCAUGUCGGAUGCUCCAGAUCUCCAGAGUGGAGGGGAAGACCUUUCCCAUGUCCCCCAAGUCACCCAACACCAAGGACCUCACCCCAGACAGCUACUUGGUGGUGGCCGCACACUACCGCAGCAAGAAGUAAAGAUGGCCGCCUACUACCACAACAAGAAGUAAAGAUGGCCGCCUACUACCGCAGCAAGAAGUAAAGAUGGCCGCCUACUACCACAACAAGAAGUAAAGAUGGCCACCUACUACCGCAGCAAGAAGUCAACUGGCGCUUCAACCAAGGGGA